Syzygium oleosum is the source of this 2316-nucleotide messenger RNA. RefSeq lists its product as uncharacterized. The coding region runs from base 1 to 2316 and encodes 771 amino acids. Gene Ontology annotation, molecular function: nucleic acid binding; zinc ion binding. The transcript has 5 exons. The record is from RefSeq and is a predicted model, not a curated record. Lineage: Eukaryota; Viridiplantae; Streptophyta; Magnoliopsida; Myrtales; Myrtaceae.
AUGGAGCAAAGGGCGAAUCCCCGACAAAGGCGUCAAGACUAUGUCGAGGAUUCUGAAGAAGAAGAUGAAGAGGAUUUCCAGGGCAUGCCUAUUUGUGAAGGUCGCCGUUAUGGAGGAUUCCAAGGAGAGCAUGUUCGUGGGGGUCGUCAACAUGGAGGAUAUCGGCGAGAACACGAACAGUAUCAAUUGAAAGUCGACCUUCCUACCUUCAAUGGCAACUUAAACAUCGAAGACUUUCUGGAUUGGCUCUGGGAGGUUGAGAAGUUCUUUGAUGCCAUGGAGAUCGAAGAGGACCGCCAAGCUUGCAAACAAGGAAGUCGAACGGUUCAAGCUUACACGAAGGAAUUCCUUCAACUUUCGGCACGCAAUAAUCUUGCCGAAUCUGAAGCGCAACAAACCACCAGGUAUAUCAAUGGUCUAAGUUUGAAUAUUCAAGAUCGUGUUUCGUUGCAUCGUUUAUACUCUGUCGAGGAUGCGCAAGAGAUGGCCAAGAAAGUGAAAUUGCAGUUGGAGCGAAACAAUUACUCAAGCAGAACGGGAAAUUAUGCUCCUCGAGGACAAUUCGGGCGGGGAAAAUCGCAGGAGGGUGCUGAGUCCUCUAAUCAGCAAUUCAACAAUACAAACCGAAAUUCGGGGAGUAAUGUUGAAGCGCUCAAACCCUAUGAGUCCCCUGCAUCAAAGGCUCGUGAUGUUGUUCCGAAUCCUUAUGCCAAGCCCUAUCCAGGAAAGUGCUUUAAAUGUAAUGAGCCUGGGCACCGUUCGAGUGACUGUCCACGGCGGAAGAUGGCGAAUCUGGUCGAACCUGAAGAUGAGGUUUAUGAGGAGGAUUGGGGGAAUGAAGAAGAGAUAGUCGAUGAAGAAGGAGAACAUGUUAAUUGCGUGGUUAGACGACUGCUGUUAGCCCCACGGAAGGAAGAUUCACAGCGGAAUAACCUUUUCUGCACCCGUUGCAAUAUUAGUGGAAAGGUUUGCGACGUCAUCAUCGACAGCGAAAGUUGCGAGAAUAUCGUAUCACAGGUGUUUGUCGAUCAUCUCCAACUAAAGACUGAAGUUCAUCCCUCGCCCUAUACGAUUGGCUGGAUUCAUAAGGGGCCGGAAUUAAAGGUAACCCAGAUUUGUCAUUUGCCUAUUUCUAUUGGAAAAACGUACAAAUAUAUGAUAAUCUAUGAUGUUGUUGAGAUGGAUGCAUGCCACAUCUUGCUGGGAUGGCCAUGGCAGUAUGAUGUUGAUGUUACUCACCGAGUGCCUGAGAAUGUUUAUUCUUUUGUAUGGGAUAGGACGAAAAUUACCCUUCGUCCCUUGGAUGAAGCUACUCGUGUUCCGCGAACUACUCAAAAACAGGACAAGGACAAGGCUGGUGUUUUACUUAAUGUUCACAAGAAGAAUGGUAUGUACUUGAUCGUGGAUAGUGGAUCUAAGCAGGAAACCAUCGAAAUUCCAGAAGCACUUCAACCAUUACUAAAGGCUUUUUCUAGUCUUAUUCCUGAGGAUCUACCGGAUGGACUACCACCGAUGCGAGACAUUCAGCACCAAAUUGAUUUCUUACCAGGUGCUAGUCUUCCAAAUUUGCCCCACUAUCGCAUGACCCCGAAGGAGAAUCAGAUAUUACGGGAAAAGGUGGAAGAACUUCUUCGGAAGGGAUUUAUACGAGAGAGCAUGAGCCCUUGUGCAGUUCCUGCUUUACUUACACCAAAGAAAGAUGGGAGCAUGCGGAUGUUGUCUGGAUCAAAGAUCUUUUCGAAGAUCGAUUUGCGGAGUGGGUACCAUCAGAUUCGUAUGAGGCCCGGGGAUGAAUGGAAGACGGCGUUCAAAACUAGCGAAGGACUUUAUGAGUGGUUAGUCAUGCCCUUUGGACUUACCAAUGCUCCUAGCACUUUUAUGUGCUUGAUGACGCAGGUCCUUAAACCUUUCUUGGGAAAGUUCGUGGUGAUUUAUUUCGAUGAUAUACUUGUCUAUAGCCCCAAUGAGCAGCAACAUGUAGACCACCUUCGAGAUGUUUUGCAGAUGGCCUUCGAGUUGAUGAGACGAAGGUUGCUGCGAUUCAAGAGUGGCCUACACCCAAGACUGUUGGGGAGUACUAUCUUAGCACCUAUCACAGGAUGUUUGAAGAAGGGGCAAUUUCGCUGGGAUGAUGUAGCUGAGGCAAGCUUUGCCUUGAUAAAAGAGAAAUUGUCUACUGCGCCUGUUCUAACUUUGCCGAAUUUUGAUAAAUUGGUCGAGCUAGAUUGUGAUGCUUCGAGAGUCGGAAUUGGCGCGGUACUCUCGCAAGAAGGUAAACCGGUUGCUUAUUUCAGUGAAAAAUUGAAUGAAGCUUGA